UUAGAGAAGCAGUCUGACGCAAAGUUAAUAUCCUGGCGACACUGCAUUACUCUGAGCUUAAAUUUCAAACUAAAAGAGAUUUCUGGACAAAAUUCUUCAAGCUGUUAGAUCUUUAUACAAAUAGUGGCGCCAGCAGCUCACCGUCUCACCCCUGUUCACGACGUUAGAAACUACAGGACCAACAAAAUGGUGCUGAAUGACACAGAGAUAAAUAAAGACUUGGAGAAAUACUACUUGUCACCAUCCUAUGCCAUCGAGUUCUGCAUUGGAUUCCCGAGCAACCUUGUGGUUGUGCUUGGCUACAUAUUUUGCCUUAAGGAGUGGCACAGCUGUCAUAUUUACAUAUUUAACCUGGCUGUCUCUGACCUUGUUUUCCUCUGCACUUUGCCACACCUCUCCUACCUUUAUGCAAAUGACUACCCGGUCACAUCUCCCUUUAUAUGCAUUAUCAACCGCUACGUCUUGCAUCUCAAUCUAUACUCCUCUAUCCUCUUCAUGGUUUGGAUCAGCAUGGAUCGUUUUCUGCUCAUCAAACAUCCCAUGAAAAAUCAUCACCUGUUGACACCAAGAGGAGCCCUAAUUGUUACAGGGUUGACCUGGCUGGCUGUUAAUGUGGAAGUUUGUCCGUUAAUAGCCCUGAUUGUUAAAGACUUGCAGAGAGAAAAUUUGAGCAGAUGCUUGGAUUUCUCCAGCCUUGAAGGAGAUUUUAAUACACUGGGCUACAGCUUAGGCCUAACCAUAACAGGCUACAUCCUCCCUCUGCUCGCACUUUGUGUCUUUUCACAGAAAGUUUCACAUCUGCUCCACAUGCAGGAACGAGCUGUGCAGAACAGGACAUCCUACAAGAGGCCACUUAGAGUUGUUAUAUCAGCCACUGUUAUGUUCUUUGUCCUCUAUACCCCUUACCAUGUGCUGAGAAAUGUCAGAAUUGCAUCUCUGCAACAAUGGGCUGGAUAUCACAGUAAAACAAUAGGUAUUAUAAAAGCAACCUACAUCUUAGCUCGACCGUUUGCAUUUUUGCACAGUGUUAUUAACCCAGUCUUCUACUUUCUUCUCGGAGACAAGUUCAGAGAGCUUCUAAUCUCUAAAAUCAGAGAAAUAACCAGAAAGCCAGACCUGAGAAGAGAGCCAGCCUGAACAUUUUAAAUAUAGGAGUUUUGCUUUGUAGUACGACAUGCUUUUCAAGUUAGCAAAUGCUGAAUUUUUUAUUUUCUUAAAACUUUUAAUUUAACAGAUACAGUACUACUUUCUUAGUUACAAAAAUGA
Cyprinodon variegatus (sheepshead minnow) is the source of this 1266-nucleotide messenger RNA. It is a transcript of the gene sucnr1, whose product is annotated as succinate receptor 1. The coding region runs from base 187 to 1137 and encodes 316 amino acids. The transcript has 3 exons. NCBI's taxonomy places the organism in Eukaryota, Metazoa, Chordata, Actinopteri, Cyprinodontiformes, Cyprinodontidae. Gene Ontology annotation, cellular component: plasma membrane. The record is from RefSeq and is a predicted model, not a curated record. Gene Ontology annotation, biological process: G protein-coupled receptor signaling pathway. Gene Ontology annotation, molecular function: G protein-coupled receptor activity.